AGCAACGUAAAAUCAAACAGCUCAAACGUUCCACGCUGGCAUUAUUUGCGUCGUCAAUUAGACAACAUAAAAGGCUUAAGAUGAGCUGCAAAAUUCAAAACUUAAUCAAUACACUUGGGCUUAACAAUCACCUCAAUUCCUUUAAACUUAAUUCAUCAGAUUUUAAAAUUUCGUAAAUUUAUCAAUUAUAAAAAAUAUUAAGUCCAAAGUUCAAAAUACAUCAUUCUUUAAGUUUCGACAUUUGAUAGCAAGGCAAAUAACUGAAUUUAUUCAUAUAUAGCCGGCAUUUUAAUUGAAAUUUCGGUCGAACUUCUAAAAAAAUUUUGUCUCAAAAAAUGGGUAUUUUUGCUUCGAAAUUGUUUGAACUUUACAAAUCAUGGGGCAACGAGCAGUCGCGUGUUCUCAUGUUGGGACUAGACGCAGCUGGGAAAACGACAGUGCUCUACAAGUUGAAACUGAACGAACAAGUGACCACGAUUCCCACAAUUGGGUUCAAUGUGGAAACUGUAGAGCUGGGCAAUGGGUUGUCGUUCACAGUUUGGGACGUGGGGGGACAACAGAAACUGAGACCUCUGUGGCAACACUACUUUCAUCAUACUGAUGGUUUGAUUUACAUCGUCGACAGCAACGACCCAGAAAGAUUCAACGAAGCCCACGAGGAACUCAGUUCGAUUAUAACCGACGACAGAAUGCGAGGAGUGCCUGUGCUCCUGAUGGCCAACAAACAAGACCUACCGAAUAGCCGAAGUGUCUCGGAAAUAUCCGAGAGGAUGAAGAUGCACUCGUUGAAAGACAGAGCUUGGCACGUGCAAGGGUGCUGUGCACCUUCGGGUGAUGGGAUACUAGAGGGGAUGUCUGAGCUGUCGAGAAUGGUUAAACAGUUCAAGAAAAAUGGAGGCUCUAGAUAUUAAUCCCAAUCAAUAGAAACCAGAUAACAGUGACUUUUUUGAAACUUUUUUUUAGAAAUAAUUGCAGUGAUGUGUAAAUAUCAAAAGUAGAUAGUAGUUAAAUCUAACUUAGUUUUAUUUAUUCAUUUUUAAUGA
Symsagittifera roscoffensis is the source of this 1043-nucleotide messenger RNA. RefSeq lists its product as uncharacterized. The transcript is spliced from 2 exons. The record is from RefSeq and is a predicted model, not a curated record. Gene Ontology annotation, biological process: intracellular protein transport; vesicle-mediated transport. Lineage: Eukaryota; Metazoa; Xenacoelomorpha; Acoela; Convolutidae. Gene Ontology annotation, molecular function: GTP binding; GTPase activity. Bases 336 to 911 code for a protein of 191 amino acids. Gene Ontology annotation, cellular component: cytoplasm; plasma membrane.